UCUUUGAGAUGUGAUUGGACAACAUUUGAGUUUUACCUGAUAUAAAUAGAUGAGUGAAGGACUUAGCAAACACUCAAAGGCAAAUCCCUCACCUCAAACAGCAAACCCACCAAAGAAUCAAGAAUCAUGAGGUACGAUGUACUAUUUCAUUUGAUGCUCCUCCUGCCAAUGUACUCAGGUUACACUUACCAAAAUGUGGCUUUGCGUGGCAAAGCUACACAGUCUUCUCAGUACAAAGGGGAGCCGUGGAAUGCAUUUGUAGGUGCCUCCAAUGCUAUUGAUGGAAACCUAAAUGCUGACCUUACAAAGGGAUCUUGCACCCACACUGAUACAGAAAACAACCCCUGGUGGAGAGUGGACCUGCUGGACUCAUAUAUAGUCACCCAGGUCAUCAUCACCAACAGAGGAGACUGCUGUGCAGAGCAACUCAAUGGUGUGGAGGUUCGCAUCGGAAACUCUUUACGACAAGACGGCACUGCAAACCCACUGGUUGCUACCGUUUCUACUGUUGCAGCUGGAAGCUCUUAUGCAAUGAAUUUUACUGAGCAUGUGGAAGGACGUUAUGUGAUCAUUAUAGCACCUGGUGUGAACAGAGUUCUACAUGUCUGUGAAGUGGAGGUCUAUGGAUACCGCGCCCCGACUGAAGAAAAUGUGGCAGUUUAUGGAAAAGCUUCACAGUCAACAGUUUAUCCUGGAGCCAUUGCCUACUACGCUAUCGAUGGGUAUCGCGAAGGCCGCUUUAGCCAGAGUUCCUGCAGUGCCACAAAUAAUGACUUUAGCCCCUGGUGGAGACUGGACCUGGGAAGAACCCAUAAAGUGUUCAAUAUUAACAUAACCAAUCGGGUUGAAGUUCCCACUCGAAUUAAUGGAGCUGAAAUUCGUAUUGGAGAUUCACUUGACAACAAUGGAAAUAACAAUCCCAGGUGUGCUGUGAUCUCAACCAUCGCUCCAGGUUUUACUGAAACCUUUCAAUGCAACGGCAUGGAUGGUCGAUACGUCAACGUUGUCAUUCCUGGAAGAAAUGAAUAUCUCACUCUGUGUGAGGUGGAAGUGUACGCAUCGAGACUGGAUUGCAAAUCCCUCACCUCAAAAAGAAAACCUACCAAAGAAUCAAGAAUCAUGAGGUACGAUGUACUAUUUCAUUUGCUGCUCGUCCUGCCAGUGUGCUCAGCUUACACUUAUCAAAAUGUGGCUUUACGAGGCAAAGCUACACAGUCUUCUCAGUUCUUAGGGGAACCGUGGAAUGCAUUUGUAGGUGCUUCCAAUGCUAUUGAUGGAAAUCUAAAUGCUGACCUUGCAAAGGGAUCUUGCACCCACACUGGUACAGAAAACAACCCCUGGUGGAGAGUGGACCUACUGGACUCAUAUAUAGUCACCCAGGUCAUCAUCACCAACAGAGGAGACUGCUGUGCAGAGCGACUCAAUGGUGUGGAGGUUCACAUCGGAAACUCUUUACAAAAAGAUAUCACUGCAAACCCACUGGUUGCUACCAUUUCUGCUGUUGCAUCUGGAAGCUCUUAUGUAAUAAAAUUUACUAAGCGUGUGGAAGGACGUUAUGUGAUCAUUAUAUUACCUGGUGCGCAGAAGACUCUACAUAUCUGUGAAGUGGAGGUCUAUGGAUACAGCGCCCCGACUGACGAAAAUGUGGCAGUUUAUGGAAAAGCUUCACAGUCAACAGUUUAUCCUGGAGCCUUUGCCUACUUUGCUAUCGAUGGGAACCGUGCAGCACUGUGGAGCCAGAGUUCCUGCAGUGCCACAAAUAAUGACUAUAACCCCUGGUGGAGACUGGACCUGGGAAGAACCCAUAAAGUGUUCAAUAUUACCAUAACCAAUCGGGUUGAAGUUCCCACUCGAAUUAAUGGAGCUGAAAUUCGUAUUGGAGAUUCACUUGACAACAACGGAAAUAACAAUCCCAGGUGCACUGUGAUCUCAACCAUCGCUGCAGGUGGUACUGAAACCUAUCAGUGCAACGGCAUGGAUGGUCGAUACGUCAACGUUGUCAUACCUGGAAGAAAUGAAUAUCUCACUCUGUGUGAGGUAGAAGUGUACGCAUCGAGACUGGAUUCAAACGCUCAAAGGCAAAUCCUCACCUCAAACAGCAAACCCACCAAAGAAUCAAGAAUCAUGAGGUACGGUGUUCUGUUUCAUUUGCUGCUCUUCCUGCCAGUGUGCUCAGUUUACACUUGCCAAAAUGUGGCUUUACGAGGCAAAGCUACACAGUCUUCUCAGUUCUUAGGGGAUCCGUGGAAUGCAUUUGUAGCUCCCUCCAAUGCUAUUGAUGGAAACCUAAAUGCUGACCUUGCAAAGGGAUCUUGCACCCACACUGGUACAGAAAACAACCCCUGGUGGAGGGUGGACCUGCUGGAUUUGUAUAUAGUCACCCAGGUCAUCAUCACCAACAGAGGAGACUGCUGUGCAGCACAACUCAAUGGUGUGGAGGUUCGCAUUGGGAACUCUUUACGACAAGACGGCACUGCAAACCCACUGGUUGCUACCGUUUCUACUGUUGCAGCUGGAAGCUCUUAUGCAAUGAAUUUUACUGAGCGUGUGGAAGGACGUUAUGUGAUCAUUGUAGCACCUGGUGUGAACAGGGUUCUACAUGUCUGUGAAGUGGAGGUCUAUGGAUACCGCGCCCCGACUGACGAAAAUGUGGCAAUUUAUGGGAAAGCUUCACAGUCAACAGUUUAUCCUGGAGCCAUUGCCUACUACGCUAUCGAUGGGAACCGCGCAGCACUGUGGAGCCAGAGUUCCUGCAGUGCCACAAAUAAUGACUUUAGCCCCUGGUGGAGACUGGACCUGGGAAGAACCCAUAAAGUGUUCAAUAUUAACAUAACCAAUCGGGUUGAAUUUCCCACUCGAAUUAAUGAAGCUGAAAUUCGUAUUGGAGAUUCACUUGACAACAACGGAAAUAACAAUCCCAGGUGUGCUGUGAUCUCAACCAUCGCUCCAGGUUUUACUGAAACCUUUCAAUGCAACGGCAUGGAUGGUCGAUACGUCAACGUUGUCAUACCUGGAAGAAAUGAAUAUCUCACUCUGUGUGAGGUGGAAGUGUACGCAUCAAGACUGGAUUAAAGUUACUAAGUUUUCAUGACAUCACUAUGGUUUAAAGUUAAAGCUGAAUGAUUCAUUUUUACCACUAGAGAGUGUAAAAAGUCUUAUGAAUAUCUGAUUGUAUUGAAAACCAAAAUAAAACUCACUAUGGGGAAAGCAGUUCUGAGCUGGGGUAGGCCUCUGAUGAAACAAUCACGUGUUUUUGGGACACUGUGGGAUGCUUGCUGGGUCUGAUUUUGAAAGAUAAGCAACAACUUGAGACUACAGGUUGAAAAACUAAUAAAAAAGAAAGAGCAACAAAUUUAUCGGUUAAUUUAAAAUGAAGAGCUAUAAUGUGUAACUUUCAAAUCUUGUCUUUUGAACAGAAUCUGUCGGACUGAUUAUCUAUCAUAUCUAUCAGACAAUCAAACUAUUUUAUGAUAGGUCUCUUUCAUUCUGUGGUUUAUUCAACUGGUCUGAAAUCUGGUGUGUAUUUCUUUAUUAAAUCACUAUAAUAAGUCUGCAAA
Molecule: messenger RNA, 3557 nt
Organism: Xiphophorus hellerii (green swordtail)
Lineage: Eukaryota; Metazoa; Chordata; Actinopteri; Cyprinodontiformes; Poeciliidae
Exons: 18
Coding region: 127-3072 (981 amino acids)
Source: RefSeq, a predicted model, not a curated record